This is a messenger RNA of Daldinia caldariorum, 1145 nucleotides long. RefSeq lists its product as uncharacterized. The record is from RefSeq and is a predicted model, not a curated record. The transcript has 2 exons. NCBI's taxonomy places the organism in Eukaryota, Fungi, Ascomycota, Sordariomycetes, Xylariales, Hypoxylaceae. The coding region runs from base 368 to 610 and encodes 80 amino acids.
CCUCAAUACCUCAAACCCAAUCUUGCCAUUUGUGGCGCCCAAUUACUAUGACCAAUGACCAAACUCAAAGAGGCAAAAGAUGAAAGGAUUACUCGAUUCGGUAACUCGCUCAUGGGAUCCUUUAGGACAGCAUUUUGACGUAGUAUUUAUUAUUAAUCCCAGAUCGGACCGCAAUCGAAUCGAUUUUGACGGUCUAUAAAGCUUGGGGGUGCACGAACAUCGUCAAAUGACUAGCCGAAAUCCUUCCAAGUUCCAGGACUCAAGAGCCCCAUCGAGAUUCUGUAACGAAUAUUUCUAGAACUCUACCUCUUUGAGCAUGACGUCAAGCUGAAAUGGAAAUGACACCAAGGUAUAAGUAACAUCAAAUAUGCCUUUGGUACUCAUAGGUCCUUUUUUUUUAACCUCCACUCAAAGUCCUACUAUAGGUGAGGCUUUUGUCGUUGUGGCAUUGUCUACUCGGAGAUUUAUCCCGGUUGAUUCAAAACUCAGCCACUACCAACCACCGAAUAACUUCACAACUACCUAUUUAAGCCAGCCUUGUAUUAGAGCAUGUCGCUCGGAUGCCCACAAGGCACAAAUCAUAGCACAGCUCCACUACUCAUGGCUAUAACAAGGCAUAAUAACAUAAGAGGUAAUCAGUGACUUAGAGGAUCUUACCUUAGUUACUCGCUCAGCCUCGCUACCUCGACUCAAAAUGGAAUACCAGACCCUUAUUCCUUAAGGCGCAUAUUCCUAAAUCUCGAGUUGCUUAUGGGUCUUCGAUAGGUAUUUAGAAGUAAUCAAGGGCAUCUGCAUGCUUUCAAGUUCUCAGCUUUCCUUGGGUUACCUAGGUACCUACCUAGGUAGGCAAUCAGCGCGGGUGAACACUCAGGAUUAAAGGCAUGGCGGACCGGGCAAGUUCGACGUUUUCAGCCCUAGACAUCGUUUAUAAAUUUAGAGUUCAUGCUUUGCAAGAGUAUUAGAUAUUUCAAUAACUAUUUGGGAACAGGGCCCCUUGUUGUAGAGUACCUAGGUCUACGUAGGUAGCGAGUUUUCAUUUGUUUGGAAUCUAGCAAAGCGUUUCUCCGCCUAUACGAUCCCACCUUCAUGUCCAAGUGUUACCAUUUUCUGUAUUUUCUCGGCUGUAGCUCAGACAUUGCCUAGUC